Messenger RNA from Mesorhabditis belari, 3813 nucleotides. NCBI's taxonomy places the organism in Eukaryota, Metazoa, Nematoda, Chromadorea, Rhabditida, Rhabditidae. The record is from the annotation of a GenBank genome assembly.
AUGUUACACAUCGUUUUCGUCUGUUUAUUUGUUUUGGCGCAAGCAGGUUGCCCGGAUGGGAGUGUCGAUAAUGGGAAUGGAGGGUGUUUACGAGGAGCCAAAACUGCGACUCCUUUUAUCUACGCCGAGUCAGGGUGCUCGUUGGCGGGCGGUCAUUUAAGCUCAAUCACGAGCGCUUUCGUUAAUGAAGUGAUCAGAAGUUAUGUGGCAGGCAUUAGCGGUCAAUCGUUUCUGAUCGGUUUACAGAGGAAUUGGAAUGGAUGGGCGUGGAGUGAUGGGAGUUCGGCACAAUAUCUCAACUUUGAUUCAGGUGAACCCGGCAACGACUCUUGUGUGUUGAUGAGCGCUUUGAGCGGAAAAUGGCGUACCACAGCGUGUCAUACGACGAAUCCCUUCGUUUGCACUCUUUCAACUAUUCAAAUGGCACCAAGUCGACCAAGUUGCCCAUCCGAGUGGACGUACUAUGCGAGCACAAAAUCCUGCUAUUUUAAAGGCAAGAUGAAAUCGUGGCUGGACGCGGAGAGCGAUUGUGUCUCUCGGGGUGGACAUCUCGCGUCGAUUCACACAAAAGACGAAGCCGACUUUGUUACAGGCAUGGCUCAGAUUGACGCAAGUUGUCAAUUAUGCAGUCAACUCAAGCAACGCUACCGAAUGUGGAUUGGUGGGCAAACGAUUAAUGGAAAUUGGGCUUGGACUGAUGGAACACCGUACGAUUAUUCACCGUAUGGCUUACCAGCUGAUCGGGAUUACUUUAUGAUGGUGAAUACCGACAGUGAUUGUCGUGAGGAUCCAUCAAGCGCUUACGUGCAUUGGAAAGGAAUUCGGAAAAUUUCCCGGCAGCACGAGCCGAUCAUCGAGGUGGUGGAGGCGUUGUCAAAUGGCGGGCAGCACGAGGGGAAAAACGCGAUGAAAGAAAUGAGCGCUGAAAGGAAAUUGACAAUGGGGUCACCUGGAGAAGCGAAUGGGGAAAAGUUGGGUGUGGAGAUGAAAGAGAUGAAGGAAAAGGAGAAAGGAGGGCCACAAAAACCCUCUCCAUUUUCGGCUCUUUUGGGAAGAGUGAGGCCUUCUCCUCCAUCACUCCUCACAACCACAUCCACUUCCGAUUCGUCCACCCUCUCCCCAUCGUCUUUUUCUUCUUUCAAUUCUGCCACUCCCCGUAUGCGAGCCCGACCACCGGUACACCCAAACGCAACAACGACAACAAUAUCAAAUGACGGUUUGGGUAACAACAACGAAAACACUGUGGCUCUUCAGCAAAAGAUCACAGAGCUCGAGGUCCAGGUGGAGGCUCAGAAUGGGGAAUUGCUUGUGCUCCGAGCCUCAAUGGCCGAUGUUCUCCGACGUUUGGCCAAGCUGGAGGGUGAUGGAGUGAGUGAGAGCCAAACUUCGACCCAUCGAAGGAGUCCGCACAGGACAGUGCAUCAAUCCCCCUCAAGAUCAUCGAUCAGUUCUGCUUCAACCACCACGACAACGAAUCCGAUGACUCAAUCUCUAUAUGUUCCCGCGGGAGUUGAUGAGAACCAUACUUUUCGCCCGAUCUCCACCCUUGUCAACGUGUCGAUGGGCAGAAGUCCGAGAGGCUCUCCAAUUCGAAAGUGGAUGUCCUCUUAUGAUAUGAAAGAUGCGCAGAGCAAUCAAACGCAGCCCUCUUCAACUUUCUCUCCACUUUCCCGAAAACAAUCCGCCAACUCGAUCAACAAGACUGCUUCGACGCAGAGCCUUGUUUCGGCAAAUCUGGGAAUUCCGAAUGCGUCAACGGUUGGCCGAGGAGUGAGUACUCGUAGCCCCUCCUACAACAGUUUGGCAUCGUCGAGAUUGUUGAGAAAUACAGUGCCAAAGGAGCCAACAUUCACUCCAUCAACUCACAUUCUUCACGUGAUGGUGAACGGGAGAACGGUUGCGGUGCCAGUGCCUGAAGAGGUGACCGAAUGGAAUUUGCAUCAAGAACAACCACCCCCGCCCGGCCUAUCACCACGUAUUGAUUGGGUGUAUGGCCUUUCAAUCAAAGAGACCGGUGAUUGUGUGCAUCAACUGUUGACCGCGGAGAUUGUGUAUCCGGUGGGAACACUUGCCGUUCUCUACAAUCGAGAGGAUCAUUGUCAACGACAUUACACCCAACACACAUCGGAAAUUCGAUCAAUUGCUAUGCAUCCGAAUCGUCGAAUCGUCGCCAGCGGGCAGACUUCAAGGCAUACAUUAGGGCGAUCAAAUGGAAGAACAAGAUCCCCGGUCUCUCCUCCACACGACUCCGAAGUGGCCUUGUGCACCGGGGAGACACAAGCUCAUGUCAGAUUGUGGGACUCUGUCUCAUUGACAACCCUACAUGUGAUCGGGACAUUCGAUCACUGGUUUGAGCGAUCGAUCUCAUCGCUGGCUUUCUCUCAGGCUGAUGGAGGGGCUCUGCUGGCUUGUGUCGACGAGGGCUAUCAGCACAUGUUGACCGUUUGGGAUUGGAAUCAAAAGAAGAAAGUUGCCGAGGCAAAGAGUGCAAGCGAUUCAACGACGGGUCUCCACUUCCAUUCCCAUCAACGUAACUCGAUCAUUCAAUAUGGCAAAGGGCAUUUCUCUUUCUGGACACUUGAUAUUCGGAAACAGACUCUCGACAAGAUCAGUGCCACUUUUGAGGGCAGAGAUCGACCAAAAGCUGUUCUCUCAAUUUGUUUCCCCGACGAGUCAACGGUUGUUGUCGGCGAUUCGAACGGUUCAAUCUCGCAAUGGAACGUGAAAAGUGGGAAAAUGAUGCGUAUUCAGCAAGGGAUUCACCCGGGUGGAGUGCUCGUAUUGGCUAUGAUCUCUGCCGAGCAAUUCGUGAGUGGUGGUGUGCAGAAAAUGCUCUAUCCGUUCGAUACGACCGAUUUUGUACGCAGCGGAGUCCCGAUUGUGCUGCCCGAAAACUGCAUCAAUCUUCGUUCACUUUCGGUUUGUCGUGACGGAUCGAUGCUGAUCUCGAUUGGCGACAAUAAGAUUUUCCACGGUGAUCAGCAAAAUGGUUUUCAAUUGGUUGUCGAGGGAGACGAUGAAGAGAUCUCAUCAAUCAAUGUGAAUCCCCAUACACCCCGUCUCUUAUGCACAUCGAGAUCUGGGUUGGCUAAAGUGUGGGACACAGAGGAGCGGCGAUUGAUAUGGAGUAAAUAUUUCGAGGACGGAAUCACCGGCUCUUCGUACUCCCAUUGUGGGGCCUACAUCGCGCUGGGGACCGAGUCGGGUCGAGUGCUUGUCGUUGAUGGGAAUUCGAAAAGCCUUCUUUUCGACUCCAAGUACAGCACCCAGCCGAUUGUGACAGUGAGAUUCUCGCCAACAUCGAACAUCCUCGCCGUUUCCACAAAAGAACCGUCGGUUCUUUUACUCCGAUCUUCAUCCUCAAAAACUUAUUCGAAUCACGCGCGAAUCGCCACCCUUCCAUCACCCGUCAAUUGCAUCGAUUUCUCUGAGGACGGGCAAAUGCUUCGAUUCACCACAACUAUCGGACAUUUGUUGUUUUUCUCACUGCAAGGCGAUUCGGUGACAACAGCGGACGCUCGACAAAUUCGUUGGUCCAGUGGGAACUGUGUGGCGAGUUUUGAGGCUUCGAUCGGUGCCUCAUCAACAGGCAGUGUCACAGCGGGGUGUUUGGGUGGAAACGAGAAAAAUCCGUUGGUUGUAUUGGGGCGGCAAGAUGGCACAGUUCGACUCUAUUCGUCGCCGGUGAAAAGUUGUGAGGCUGGAUUUCACGAGUUGAGAGCUGGAGCGGCUCCGAUUACACAAGUUUCCUCUAAAAACGAUUCCCUCUUCACCACUGCACAGAAUGGAGUUUCAGUGUUGCAAUGGAAAUGU